This is a messenger RNA of Camelus dromedarius (Arabian camel), 1714 nucleotides long. It is a transcript of the gene SLC22A4, whose product is annotated as solute carrier family 22 member 4. NCBI's taxonomy places the organism in Eukaryota, Metazoa, Chordata, Mammalia, Artiodactyla, Camelidae. The record is from RefSeq and is a predicted model, not a curated record. Gene Ontology annotation, cellular component: membrane. Gene Ontology annotation, biological process: transmembrane transport; quaternary ammonium group transport. Gene Ontology annotation, molecular function: quaternary ammonium group transmembrane transporter activity.
AUGCGGGACUACGACGAGGUGACCACCUUCCUGGGCGAGUGGGGGCCCUUCCAGCGCCUCAUCUUCCUUCUGCUCAGCGCCAGCAUCAUCCCCAACGGCUUCAACGGUAUGUCAGUCGUGUUCCGCGGGACCCCGGAGCACCGCUGCCGGGUGCCGGACACCGCGAACCUGAGCCUCGCUCGGCGCAACCACAGUCUCCCGCUGCGGCUGCAGGACGGCCGCGAGGUGCCUCACUAUUGCCGCCGCUACCGCCUCGCGACAAUCAUCAACUUUUCGGCGCUCGGGCUGGAGCCGGGGCGCGACGUGGACUUGGAGCAGCUGGAGCAGGAGAGCUGCCUGGAUGGCUGGGAGUUCAGCCAGGACGUCUACUUGUCCACCAUUGUGACUGAGUGGAAUCUGGUGUGUGAGGAUGAUUGGAAGACGCCGCUCACCACCUCCCUGUUCUUCGUAGGCGUGCUCCUUGGGUCCUUUGUGUCCGGGCAGCUGUCAGAAAGGUUUGGCAGGAAGACCAUCCACUUCAUAACCAUGGCUGUGCAGACUGGCUUCAGCUUCCUGCAGAUUUUUUCCAUUAACUGGGAGAUGUUCACCAUAUUAUUUGUCAUCGUCGGCAUGGGCCAGAUCUCCAACUAUGUGGUGGCCUUCAUACUAGGAGCAGAAAUUCUUGGCAAGUCAGUUCGUAUUAUAUUCUCUACGUUAGGAGUGUGCACAUUUUUUGCAGUUGGCUACAUGCUGCUGCCACUGUUUGCUUACUUCAUCAGAGACUGGCGGAUGCUGCUGCUGGUGCUGACUGUGCCGGGGGUGCUGUGUGUCCCACUGUGGUGGUUUAUUCCUGAAUCUCCCCGGUGGCUGAUAUCCCAGAGAAGAUUUAAAGAAGCUGAAGAUACCAUCCAAAAAGCUGCAAAAGUGAACAACGUAGCUGCCCCAGUCAUGGUUUUUGAUCCUGUGGAGGUAAACAUAGUUUCUGUGCUUAAGGAGCAGAGAAUCCAUUCUUUUGUCAUUUUUGUCUUUUUUCUUUUGACUUUCAGGAUGCUAACCUCAGUAGGUUACUUUGUUCUGUCUCUCAACACUCCUAAUUUACAUGGCGAUGCCUACCUGAACUGUUUCUUCUCUGCCUUGAUUGAAGUUCCAGCUUACAUUACAGCCUGGCUGCUACUUCGAACCCUGCCCAGGUGUUAUGUCAUAGCUGGAGUACUGCUUUUUGCAGGAGGUGUGCUUCUCUUAAUUCAAUUGGUACCUGCAGAUUACAACUUCUUGUCCAUUGGUCUGGCCAUGUUAGGAUAAUUCGGGAUCACUUCUGCCUUCUCCAUGCUGUAUGUCUUCACUGCAGAGCUCUACCCAACCCUGGUCAGGAACAUGGCUGUGGGGAUCACGUCCAUGGCCUCCAGAGUGGGCAGCAUCAUUGCUCCCUACUUUGUUUACCUUGGUGCUUACAACAGAGUUCUGCCCUACAUCCUCAUGGGAAGCCUGACUGUCCUGAUUGGAAUCAUCGCCCUUUUUUUCCCUGACAGUUUUGGAAUGACUCUACCAGAGACCUUAGAGCAGAUGCAGAAAGUGAAAGGGUUCAGGUUUGGGAAAAAAACAAAAGAUUCCAUGGAGAAAGAAGAAAAUCCCAAAGUUCUAGUAACUUCAUUCUGAUAAAAAUUUCUACUCUAUUUGGUGGGAGUGAAAAACAGAUUCAUAAGAUUAAGAAGAAACUAGAGCCUUUCCUGAUGAA